Molecule: messenger RNA, 1428 nt
Organism: Letharia lupina
Lineage: Eukaryota; Fungi; Ascomycota; Lecanoromycetes; Lecanorales; Parmeliaceae
Exons: 1
Coding region: 1-1428 (475 amino acids)
Source: RefSeq, a predicted model, not a curated record
AUGCCUUCUCCAAUGGCGCUUCAGUUCUCUGGUCUCUUCCUACUCUUCGUUAGUCUCAGCAUUAGACAAGCAGAUGCCGACAAUAUCAGUUCCAAUGCGAGUUCAUCUUCAAGUUGUACCGUCACUGGCCCUUCAGCUUAUCUUGGAUCUCCGAACAACCGCGUCCGUGGCUGGGUGGGCCAACCAAACAACCGGGGGACUAUCGAUAUCGUCUAUAGCUCUCUCGCUACCAUUUUCAUCUCGACGUACGUGAUGUUAUGCUUGAAUGUCCCUUCGAUAGGAGAAUCAUGGUGGAGUGUUGCUUACCGCCGGAUCCUGUGGAUGGGUGUCUCUAUUGCAGGCCCCGAAUUUGUUCUCACUGCCGCAGCUGGACAAUGGGCUGCAGCCAAAAGAUCCGUGGAAGCAUUCAGGGGUGCGGGAUAUGAGGCUUGGACGAUGAAACAUGCCUAUUUCGCGGAUAUGGGUGGCAUAGAAGUCACCCCACCAGACUUCGUUCCUUUCCGUGUCAAUGCAAAACAACUCCACUACCUCAUCACUAAAGGCUACUUGCCGUACCCGAAUAUCUUACGCAAAGAGAUCUCGGACAAGUCAAAACAGGAUACAGUCGCUAAGGUUGUAACCUGCAUACAAAUUACGUACCUCAUCCUGCAGUGUAUCGGCCGCGCCUUGCAAAGCCUUGCAAUCACGACGCUCGAGCUAUUCGCACUUGCAAUCGUGGUCUGCUCAAUAGCAACAAGCUGGUGCUGGCUGCAGAAACCAACAGACGUCGAGUUCCCCAUCAGAGUUCACAUGGAGACAAGUAUCGCCGUUGUCCUACUGGAAGGCGGCGCGUCUGCUGCGCGGCCGUAUCGACAAACGCCAUUGGAUUUCGUAGACGACCUCUGUCCAAGCUGGUCCCUAAAUAUUCAGACAUUCAUUAACAUGCCUAUUGGGCCGUACGAGCGCCCCAUUUCUCGCUUCGGUAAUGAUAGAUUUCCGUACCUCGAAUUGCGCGAUAACACGGCUCUCUUCGUUGCUACGCUGAUCUACGCGUCUAUUCAUGUGUGCGCCUGGAAUUGGACCUUCCCGUCAAGAGUUGAGAAUAUUCUGUGGCGGAUAGCCAGUAUGAUUAUACUAGGCAGCACAAUUGCUUUUUGGAUGUUCGAGAGCAUUGCUGUUUGGUACAGGUAUAACGGGGGCGAAAAGUUUUUCUAUCGAGUCUUGAAUAAGUUGGAUAGGCUGGAGGAUAUCGAAACGCUGAGAGUCAAGAAGGCCGCGAAUCCAAGAAAGCUGCCGCUCAAGGGUGAGUUCUGGAGUAUAUUCCCACUUGCACUGAUUUAUGCUAUCGCUCGCACCUAUCUCCUCGUGGAGGCUUUUGUCGGAUUGAGGGACUUGGAGGCGAGCGCGUUUGUGAAUGUUAAUUGGUCGGCAUACCUGCCUCAUGUCUAG